Molecule: messenger RNA, 1119 nt
Organism: Stylonychia lemnae
Lineage: Eukaryota; Ciliophora; Spirotrichea; Sporadotrichida; Oxytrichidae
Source: the annotation of a GenBank genome assembly
AUGACUGUGAUCUCUAUACCUGCUAGCUAUGUGAUUUCUGAUUAUGAUUAUUACCCUCUUAAGGAAACAAUUAUGACCACUCUGCUUGAAAUAGAUCUAGUUAAGGAUGAUUUCAUCAUUGGUAGAGUGUUAUCCUUACUCGUUGCCAUUCAUUUAAUAUUGGUGACUGGGCUAAGAAAUGAAUCAAUAGUUAUUAUCCCACUCAUUGAUAUUCCAAAUCAUCGAUAGCCUAAAUUUUUGAACUAAAGCGACUAUGUAUCAUUCGAUCUUUAAGUAACUGAGGGACUUACUACUGAUGAAAAUAAAGUUGAACUAAUUGCAAAUACUGAAUACAAAUAGUUAGAGGAGUUUAAUUAUGCCUAUAACAGAUAUAUUCAAAAUACAAAUCUACUUAAAAACUAUGGAUUUGUUAUUGACAAUAAUCCCUUCUCAAAUUGUCUUAUUUAUGUAGCAAACUACUUUGAAUAUUUUGAUAAGGAUCAAUUAAAGAUAAGCCAAUUGAUUGACUUUAUUGAUUCAUCGCUUUAUGAUAACAAAGAUUAAUUAUCCUAGCAAUUAAGAUAAAAGAAUAGAGUCCCUAUGGAAUUGAAAUAUAAAAUUUAUUAAUACCAAAAUAUUUCUGAUGAACUGAUGAAUUAUUUGAGGAUAUAUGCUUUAACUGAUAAAAAUGAAUAUUAGAUUUCUGAGCAUGUUAAUUUAAAUUGUGAGAAUUGCUUGAAGAAUGAUUAUAGUUGGGAUAAGAAAUUAAAUGUUUUUGAAUUGUUGAGAAAUCUAGAUUUGUAUAAUAUAUUUUCCUAUGAAAAUGAGUUAAAAUCAUUGAUCAGUUACUAUGCUUUAGUAAGUUAUCAAUUGGGAUAGAAAUCCUCAAUUAGAGAGGAUAUCUAAAUGAUUGAGGAAAUUAAAUCGGAUAAAGGAUAUUUCAAUGAUGAUACUUCUAGGAGAUAGAUUUUGUCACUAGUUACAGCUAUUUCUAGUAAAUAAACUCUUCAAGUUCACUUGAGAAAUGCUAUGAAAAAAGCAAUGGCUAUCAGCGUGCUCUCCUUCAUGCAAGAUUUUCAGAUAGCAUAGGGACUGAGAUUUUAAGAAAUUAAAGAUUUCAGUUACAAAUAGCUUUUGUGA